UAGCACGGACCGACGUAGCUUGAAGAAGACAAAACACCACCAAGCCAGCAGAGCCAGAGGACCGAGAAGGGCUGGAUUUGGUCGGGAGGAACCUCGCCGCCGGGUCCCAAGAAUCUCUCCUCUACCGGAAUCAUAGGCGCUGAAUGUGUUUUCGAUGGGCUGUCUGCCAACAAAGCAUGUCCGUGACUCACCGCGUUCAUUGGGUUUGCAUGAAGAUGCAGCUGUUGCCGCCGAAUCAUCGUGUGAGAAAGUGGAUCUCCCCGAUUUUCUUAAUAUUGCUACCGGAACACCAUUUACCGUGAGUGAAGUCGAGGCAUUAUAUGAUCUCUUCAGAAAAAUAAGUAAUUCAGUCAUCAAAGAUGGUCUAAUACACAAGGAAGAAUUCCACGUUGCUCUUUUUAGGAGCAAGAGCAAGAAGAAGCAAAAUCUCUUCGGCGAUAGGGUAUUUGACUUGUUUGACCAAAAAGGAAAUGGUGUCAUCGAAUUUGGUGAAUUCAUUCGUUCUCUUAGUGUGUUCCAUCCAGAUACUCCUGAAGAACAAAAGGCUGCAUUUGCAUUUCGCUUAUAUGACUUAAGACAGACAGGAUUUAUUGAACGGCAUGAGCUAAAGGAGAUGGUGUUGGCUCUACUGGACGAAUCAAAUCUGGAUAUUACAAGUGAUGCCGUUGAGAUGAUUGUUGAUACGACGUUUGAUCAGGCUGAUGUGAAUCGUGAUGGGAGGAUAGAUCAGGAGGAAUGGAAUGUGUUUACUAAAGAUAAUCCAUAUGUGCUAAGGAAUAUGAGCCUCCCGUACCUUAAGGACAUCACGAUGAUAUUCCCAAGCUUUGUCAUCCACUCAGAAGUUAGUGAAGCAGAUAUGUUCGUGUAACUGGAGGUGUGGAUGUUGCAAACUUGCAAGUUUUGCAACACUUCUGGUGCAGGAACCAAUGUCCAAUGGCACCUUCUCAUUGCGCAUCAAACAGAAACUAAGUUGCAUUGCAUCACGAGUAAGCAAGAAUGAAAUGUGGAAUCACUGACAAAAUGCUCCAAUUGUGCAUCCACGCCGUGACUUCUUUGCGCUUGGCUAAGUGUUGUAUCCUUUUGUUGGAAUGUCCUGUUGGCACGUAGUAGGGAAGUUGUGGCUCCAAAAAAGAAUAGGGUGAAUAGGAGCUUCACAGUUCAUGUACAGUAAUUUCGAAGCACAGGCUCAUGUGUUUAUAUCUGCUGUGCUGAAAAGCUAAAAAUAUGUCCACAUUUCCAAGCUGUAAAUCUCGGACAUGGCGCCUGACUUUGUAGUACUACUUCUGCUGACUUUGAAGUUAUCUCGAUCAAAAAGGGUAUUUUGCUAUUUUU
This is a messenger RNA of Lolium rigidum, 1332 nucleotides long. Its product is annotated as calcineurin B-like protein 5. Lineage: Eukaryota; Viridiplantae; Streptophyta; Magnoliopsida; Poales; Poaceae. The record is from RefSeq and is a predicted model, not a curated record. The coding region runs from base 155 to 868 and encodes 237 amino acids. Gene Ontology annotation, biological process: calcium-mediated signaling. Gene Ontology annotation, molecular function: kinase binding; calcium ion binding. The transcript is spliced from 9 exons.